Messenger RNA from Myripristis murdjan (pinecone soldierfish), 6976 nucleotides. It is a transcript of the gene c2cd3, whose product is annotated as C2 domain containing 3 centriole elongation regulator. The transcript is spliced from 33 exons. Lineage: Eukaryota; Metazoa; Chordata; Actinopteri; Holocentriformes; Holocentridae. Gene Ontology annotation, biological process: protein localization to centrosome; cilium assembly; centriole elongation. Gene Ontology annotation, cellular component: microtubule organizing center; centriole; centriolar satellite. The record is from RefSeq and is a predicted model, not a curated record. The coding region runs from base 151 to 6819 and encodes 2222 amino acids.
CGGUUUAGCGCGCAGCACUUUGUGUGCGGCUCAAACUGCUCUGUUAAAUGGAUUAGUAAACUUGGAGUCCACUAAACGAUGCUCUCUACCUGCCCAGCCUCUGCUUUUGGCCAAGUAAUCACGUAUCAUCCAUAUUUUCUCACCUGAGGAAUGAAGAACAAACAGCUUAGGUCUGCCAAAGCUGGAAGCAGUAAAAGAAAAGUCCCGAGUGAUGUGUCCCCCUCCACCAGCCUGCCUCCUCUGGUUGAGGGCCCGCUGAGAUGCUUCCUACGGGUGACAGUAAGCAGAGUGCUAUGGACCGUCCACAAGCCCCCACCUGCAACAUUUCUCAGGUUGCGCUGGUGGGGAGAAUCAUCCGAUGGGACGCAUUUUUAUCCACGAGAUGGGUCCCAAAUGUCACAGAAGACUGUCAAGACCACAGCUCGCUUCCCCAUCCGCUGUGGUCCAAAGCAGUUCACCUCGUACCUGACAGAUAUGGGCUGUUUGGUGCUGGAAGUUCUGACAAAGCUGGAUCAUUUGCCGAUUGCACGUGCUCAAGUUGCUGGGAUCUCUUGUCUCUCUCUGUCACACGCCAUUAGUGGAUUUUACACCCUUGUGUCUCCAACAUCUGAAAAAAUGGGAGAGUUACAGGUUUCCCUCACUUUGGAGCCCUUGACUGAAGCCUAUGACAGCAGCAGCUCAGUUCACACCACAGACAUCAGUAUUGAAGUGCCACCAGUCACCACACUAAUGGUGCCCUCACAGCCCAGACGUCUCUCUGUCGGCAGUGGGAGCAGCAGUGGAAACACACCAAGAGGGAAAGACCAUUUAUAUUUCCAAAGUGCCCAGGUAGACAAAGGUAAAGAAGAAUCUUUGGAGAAACAUUUGAAUCCCUCCAGAAAGGAGGCUAGUGAUGGCCAUACAACCAAUGAUGUCCUCUCAGUUAUUCUAGAACGUGGUAGCAAGCUUCGAAACGCCAUGGUGGUAUCAGCUUUGAAAUGUGACCUGGAUUCUGCACCAGCUCUGAAAGACACACCCCUACCUCUCCCGAAGGAUAACAUCCUACAAUCCUCAAAAUCGUCAUCUCCUCCCUGUGGGUUGUUGCUACAAAAUAUUCUGCAUGCUGACUCCAGCCUGCAGCCGUCUCAUCAUGUGGACCGCCUCAGUCCAGACUGUCCUGCUGACAUGGAGAACAGAGCUGUGGAGCUGCUCCUUGGCAGCUUAAACACAUCUGCUCUUCCUCUCUGGGAUGGGGAAGGAUCUCCUCCUGAAUCUCUCUCUGGACACAGCAGUGUGUGUGGCGAUAGUGAGCUUAAUGAUCCACAAUAUGAUCACAGCUUACUGGAGAAUUUGUUUUACAAAACACCUAUGUCAGAUAUCAGACGAGAUGACGUUGAGGUGAAUGCUGGGAAGGCUGUAUCCUGUGGCACGAGUCAACAGAAGAAGAGCUCCCAAGGUGGGGCUGAGAAACACUUGGGACAUUCGGGACCAAAGAACAUUGGAGACCCCAAGUCACAACAUCAGCAGACUCCAGAUGACAAUGAUACUCUCUCGAGGCUGAGUACAGAGCAGCUGGCUGUGCUGGCUGGCAUCCGGCUUGCAAGAGUGACCAUCCACUCUUUGACUGUACCAGCAGGCAGCACCUCACCCAGAAAAACAUCUAGCAAAGGGAAACCUCCUCGACCACAAAUCAGCAAUAAAUGCUCCUAUUUUGUGGAGUAUGUGUUCCCUGUGGCCGGUCCCAGCCGACAUGAGCGUAAUCAGGCUGUUGCAGGCAAGGUGACCAGAGCUGUCUCCAGUAAAGUCACAGGAGGAGUGGUGAAGUUCCAGCAGCACAGUGCGUUUCCUGUCCACUUCAGUGGAGCAACAGUUAAACACUGGUGGCAAACUGACCUCAUUUUUAAGAUUUACUCCCGGAAGAGCAACCAGAAGAAGCCUGUUCUUGUCGGUAAGGCGGUUCACCCACUGCGCUGUCUGCUGCAGAGAGAGCAGCUGAGUCAGUGUGUUGUCUUACCUGUACAGAGUGUGGAAGGGAACAGUGAAACCCAGGAUGUUGGCCCUCUCAAGGUAUCCCUGGAACUUGUUGCAGACAGCCAAGAUUUCUCAUCUGCCAAAGGCAGAUUGGCAGGACAUGCUACUUCGCCUUCACAUAUUACCCUCAGUCCCCAAAGAGAGCCCAGCUGCACACCUCAGCAUGUUGGCACAGGCAGGGAGGAGUUACCAGCUGAGUCUGGAGGAGACUCCAGGCUGGAUGUGUAUAGCAUCCAGAGGACCUCAAGAAGAGCCUCUCCUCAUCACAGCCCCCAUGCAUUUCCCCCAAAAUCAUGGCGGCAGCAGGAAGAGGAGGACUCUGGGGUCCUGCUGCAUGCCUUGCUCAUGGUGCCAGAUGGAAAGAGUUUUAACUGUGGGCCCAUGCAGGCUCCGAACGUCUACUUGAACUGUAAGCUCUUUUGGACUGAUGAGACUGCAAGAUCUGUGAUAAGCUGGGGUCAGGCAAACCCUUCUUUCAGCUUUGUUCAGGUAACUCCGGUGGCCUUAACAACUAAACUGCUCGAGAGGAUGAAGAAUAAUGUGAUGGUGAUCGAGGUGUGGCAGAGGACAGGAAGCUCAGGGCAGGAUCGACUCCUCGGCCUUGUUAAAUUACCCCUCCACCAGUUCUACAUGUCAUUUAGAGACCCAAAGAUCACCCACCUUCUUCUCCAGGCACAGUACCCUGUUUUAGGGGUGGACUGCUACAUGCCAGUUAUCGAUGUGUUCUCAGGUAGCUGCAAGGGAAACCUCAGGGUUGUUUUGGCCAUGGGCCAAGCAGAGCAAAUACUUGCCCUCCAGCGGACAAGGGAUGAGGAGUAUGGGUCUGUGUCUCAUCUUGUGAGACCGGUCCAUCUGCUGGAUCAACAGCCACAGUCACAAACAAAGGCAAGCACAACACAAGAGGAGCCUAUGAGAGAGCAUCUGUUUGUGAUUAGAGUGGAGAAGGUCAAGGGGUUGAUGCCACUGCAAUCUACUGUUUGGGGAGAGGCUGACUGCUACAUCCAGUACACCUUUCCCUGUCAGGAAGACAACACUGCUGAAAACCUGGACCCAAACCUUGUAGAGAGUAGUGUGAACCUGAAGCAGUUUCGCACCGCCACUGCUCUAUGUGUCCCUGACCCCAUUUUUGGCCAUAGUGAGACCCAUGUGCUUUUGGCUCCAGAAGGAGUCCCUGUCCAGAGGCUGCUCCUCAGCUCUCUAUCAAGUCAAGGCCUGGCCAGUGGAGGAGGUGUCCAGUUUGAAGUAUGGUGCAGAUACUAUUAUCCAAAUGUCCGAGAUCAGCUUGUGGCCAAAGGGAUUCUUCCACUGUCCAAGCUGUGUGCCAUGGUGACCAUGCAGAGACAGCAGCCUAAUGACUUUCAGCUCUUCUCCCUGCCCCUGGUGCCGAGGACAGACAGUCCCACAGGACACCAGCCCCAGCCUUCAGGCUUGCUAGACGUGUGCAUUCAGUACAAGCAUCGGCCUCUGAGACCAGAGGGGCAGAUCGGCAGGGGGCUUGCUGCUCGUGUUGUGACUCUGGUGGUUCAGCUGCACAGAGCGUCUGGUCUGCAAGCAGCAGCGAGGCUGUUGUCAGAGCAAGACGAGCGGUUCCAGUACUACGCCGAUGUCGGGGUGAACGUGUACGUCACAGUCCAGCUCUCCUUUCUGCCUGAGACUGAGAGGAGGUGCACGCGAGUAGCCGCCCAGACCUUCUGUCCAGAGUUCGACCACUACAUGGAGAUUCCCUGUGACCUGCAGGUUCAGAGGAGCAGCGGAGAGACCUGCAGCCUGGCUGAGCUGCUGGAGGAGGCCUCGGCUGUCUUCACUGUCUGGAACAGAGAAAGUCGGAAAGUGAGGGACUCUUCUAAAUCUAAGGACACGAUGUUGGGCACAGUGAAGAUACCAUUAGCUAAUCUCAUUCGUAAAAAAACAGGUAUUUCUGGCUGGUUUGGAGUGUCUGUACCUCAGGACCUGGGUUCAUCUCAUGAUCAUCACAUCAUAGUUGGCGGCCUUGAAAUCUCUAUCAACUUUGCCCACCAUGCAGACAAGGACAGGGUCAUUAAAGCUGCCCAGGGCCUGGGCUGGGAAAUGGAUCAGAGAGACUAUGAAAGGCGGGAUGAUGAAGAGGUCUGGGAAGAGAGCAUGAGGACAGUGUCCCUGACUUUUUCCAUGCCUCGAGCGUGGUUACCCGUCCACUGCCUGCUCCUGCCUGGCCACAGUGAGCUUCAGCGUUCCACCUACUGCUACUUCAGAUACAAGUUCUAUGACCAAGAAGCCUUCUGCUCCCAUUUGAAACAUCCUUCAAUAGAGGAGGCUGGGGAGGAAGGCCAGGCGACAGUGGCUUUCCCAGGCCCUCGGACUGUGAAGCUCAGAAGCAGCCAGCCCCUGAUGUGGUAUCUUCGAGAAGAGAGGCUGGAGGUUCAAGUGUGGGUUGCGUUUAGGAAAGACAAGACAAGGAGGCCUCAUGACACGGACCGACUGGUGGGAUCAGCGUUUAUUGAUGUGUCGUCUCUUGCGAAGACGCCCAAGCACAAGCUGACUCUCAGUGGAGUGUACCCGCUGUUCAGACGCACAGCAGCAGAUCUGCGUGGCGCUGCCCUCAGGGUGCACAUCACCCUGACCGCAGGGGGGGAGGUCUCUGCAGGAGUUGACCGUCAUGUGGACACUGACAUAGAGGGAGAGCUCUUAUCAGAAGAGGAGGAGGCAGCAGAUCAAGGCUCCUUACCCACCACUCCAUCUAAGCAACCAGGCACACAAAGCAAGCAACAGAACAAAUUUUCCUUGAGUUCAGACCAUCAAACUGUGCAGCACACAGCAUUCAGCGUGGAGGAGUCCUUCCCUGUGACCAUCACAGUGGACAGGGCCAUGCACCUCAGCUUGAAAGGCUGUCCUCUAGCUGACCGCAGUGGGGUGAUGCCGAGCUGCUGUGUUUCCUACGUCACUGCUGACUCUGCUGAGCCAGUUUCCACUGCUGUCAUAGCCAACACUGACUGCCCUGUGUGGGACCACCACCAGGAGUGCAGGCUUCCAAAGCAGCUACUGGUAGAUCCACAACAAUCCCUCGUGUUCAAAGUCUGGCACAAAGGAGACAUGGAGAGGGUGAUUGGAUUUGCCUCUGUAGAUCUGUCUCCCUUGCUCUCCGGGUUCCAGUCGGUGUGCGGUUGGUACAACAUCACAGACUUCAGUAGCCAGUGUCAGGGUCAGCUCAAAGUGUCCAUCUCUCCCCUGAAGGGCGUUCAGGAGCUGCGGGGGCAGAGAAAAAGUGUGAAUGAAGAAUCCUCCAAAAACUCAUCGGCUUUAUUUCAAGCCUUCCCUGUCAGCUACCAUACCGCAGCCACAUACAGCAGCUUCCCUUCACACAUCAGCCGCUACCCUGAGCAGAAGAUCUCAUCACCUGAACACAUGGACAGACUGUUUUCCGAAAGGGUCAGUGAGAGUGACCGUCAUUGUGAGCACAUGGACAAUGUACGCCUGUACCACCAGAGUCUCCAGGAGCAGGCCACAGCUCAUCCUGCGUGUAGCAGCAGUGCUGGUGACAUCAAUCCGUCCAGCUCAGUCCUGCUGUCAGCUCUCAGGAAAAAUUUAAACGAGCUUGACAACAUACAGAAAUACUUCAGCCGUAAGCUUUCAACUCCCACGUUCCCGUCUGUGAGUGAGCAGGUCUGUCAGGCCAAGCCGGAGGAGCGCAGGGACUCAGAGACACACACAUCUCAACUUCUUCUCAAGUCAAGCCAAUUGGUUGGAGAAGUCAACAGUCUUAUCAGCGGCCUACAGGGACAGCGCCUGCAGACAACAGCCUCUAACCCCCCAAGCAGCUUUGGAGUUGGAGAUGACAAUCACCGACCUGUGACCCCUGAGGCCCUCACUGAGCGAAUCCCCAGUCCACACAGACCCUCAGAUUCUCCCCAACAAAACAUGUCUCCUCUGUCGUCACCACUGCCAAACAUGUCUGAGGGCCAUACAGACUCAGAGACUGAGGAAGCGGAGGAGCGCCGCUGCCUCCACAGAACUGCCGAGUCCGAGGAUGAAGACGGAGAUUUUAGGAAGGAUGAGGAAGUUGAUGAUGCUGACAGUGAUGAAGAUUUCGAGGAGGUUGUGGUGAAGCCUAGGCAUCUAAAUGAGGUGACCUCUUUAACAGACAAAACCAGCCCCUGGACCAGCAUCCUGUCAGAGCCUGACCUGGGUUCUCUGGAGAGCCCCGAGCUACCCGGGGAGCUGACCGGCCGUUCCCCCGACCUGACCCACGAGGAAGAGGCGAUGACACAGCUAAAUUCACAGACUGCUAAUCUGCAAGGUCAGGGCCACAGAGGAGAAGAGAGUUGUAACAGACUGGAGGAAAGUGAAUAUAUUGACUCUGAUAAGUCUAAUGAAUCAGCAGAUGAUUCAGACAAAGAGAGAGAUGGUGAGAGGACACUGCAAGCUUUAGAGGAGGACCAAACGAAACAGCCCACAACCGCCACCAAGGAGUCCGGUGAUAGCACUGCUCAUUCUGAAAACAAGUCUCCAACUUUAUCAGCCAACGCACAGAAUACCACGGGCGCAUUUGACACUUCGGGUUCCCCACACAGUCAAGACACACAGCCUCAACCCUCGGUUCCUGUGGAGGUCCCUAAUUUCUUCCUGCCUUCUCACCAACUGGAGGCGUCUAUGAGAGCCUUGCGUUUAGCCCCUGUGUUCUCCCAGCCCUCCAGUGACCCAGGACCUGUGACACACAGCAUUCCUCAUCGGAGAGCUCCUCGACAAAGGCCCAACAUAACAACUCCAUCCAAGAAGAAAGAGACUGCAAGAAUAGCAAAGAUAUUUGCGGCUCACUUCAACGAGGACCAUUAGCUCUUUGUUGGAUGUGUGAUGACUGAUGGACUGAGCAUUUCUCAUCACGUAUAAGGUUGUGUUUACUUAGCGGCUUCAGAUCAUGAAAAGAUCGUGUAAAUGAGGUGUAACAUUUUGUACUUUUAUAAAUAAAUAUUUGCUCUGUAUUUAAGGUAAC